Benincasa hispida (wax gourd) is the source of this 1591-nucleotide messenger RNA. RefSeq names its product Putative plant snare 13 (gene NPSN13). Gene Ontology annotation, biological process: vesicle fusion. Gene Ontology annotation, molecular function: SNARE binding; SNAP receptor activity. The record is from RefSeq and is a predicted model, not a curated record. Gene Ontology annotation, cellular component: SNARE complex; late endosome membrane; Golgi apparatus. Lineage: Eukaryota; Viridiplantae; Streptophyta; Magnoliopsida; Cucurbitales; Cucurbitaceae.
UGUUUCUAAAAUUCUCUCAUCCGCUAAUUAAUUAAUUAAUUAAUCUUCAUUCUCUGUAACUUAAUACCAAAUUAAUUCAAUUUAAUCAAUUUUCCCCAUUUCCAUUGCCAGCCUAUCUCACACAUUCUCUCUCUUCCUUUCCCUCGAUCUUCAUCUUUUCUAUUCCAUCUCCAUCAUUUUCGUCAAUUCGAGUUCUUCAUUUUUCUCUUCAAUUUCCGUCUGUGUUCUUCGAUUCUCUAUUUUUCACCAUUUUUUCCGCUUUCAUUACACCCACUUUACUCCCACUCUCACUAGGGUUCCUUCGGAUUUUCCCCCAUUCUUCCUUUUUACUUGGAUUACAUGCUAUAUAUCUAAUUCUAUAGAUGCAAUAAACUGUCCAGAUCGUCGCAGCUUACACUUCCGGCGAAAUGGCCAGCGGCUUGCAGAUGAGUCCUCAGUUAGAGCAGAUCCAUGGUGAAAUUCGUGACAAUUUUCGGGCUCUUUCAAAUGGGUUUCAAAGACUGGAUAAGAUCAAGGAUUCCAAUAGACAAAGUAAGCAGUUGGAGGAGCUCACAGGAAAGAUGAGGGAAUGUAAAAGAUUAAUAAAAGAUUUUGAUCGUGAAAUCAAGGAGGACGAGAGUAAAAAUCCACCGGAAGUGAAUAAGCAGCUCAAUGAUGAGAAGCAAUCAAUGAUCAAAGAGCUGAAUUCAUUUGUUGCAUUGAGGAAAACGUACAUGAAUAGUCUUGGUAAUAAAAGGGUUGAGCUAUUUGAUGAGGGAGGUGUAAGUGAACCUACAGCUGAUGAUAAUAUUCAGAUGGCGUCGUCAAUGACGAAUCAAGAACUUAUUGAUGCUGGGAAGAAGACAAUGGAUGAGACCGAUCAGGCUAUUCAACGCACGCAAAAGGUGGUUGAACAAACUAUUGAAGUGGGAACUCAAACUGCUGUUACAUUAAAAGGCCAAACUGAGCAAAUGGGCCGUAUAGUAAAUGAGCUUGACACAAUUAAUUUUUCAAUUAAGAAGGCUUCCCAACUUGUGAAAGAAAUUGGCAGACAGGUUGCUACAGAUAAAUGCAUCAUGCUGUUUCUGUUCCUAAUUGUCUGUGGAGUGAUAGCCAUUAUCGUAGUUAAGAUUGUGAACCCCAACAACAAAGACAUCAGGGAUAUUCCUGGACUGGCACCUCCAGCUCCUGCAAGGAGGCUUUUGUAUCUGAGGACAACCGAACAUUUCGAGUAAAUUCUUGUGUUUAGGAAGGUGUACUUUUGUGUUUAGGAAGGUGUAGGUCUUCCCGGUUAUCUAUUUCGAGGACAUUCUUGCUUAAAGAUGGCAUCGAGGCACGAAAUUGUGAGAAUUCGUCUGCUUUGCUUUACUUUGUAUGCAAUUCAAUCUAUUCUUGGCUGAGAUGUGCAUAUAGUUUGGUUGUGAUUUUGGUUUUUUUUUUUAAAAAAAAAAAGAUUCAAGAGAGACUACAGUAUUGUGAUCCUGUGUAAAUGUUUUACUUUGAGGCGAUUCAUGUCUUGCGGAAUUUACCCACUUAACAUUGUUCUGUACACUUAGACAAUGUGUCUUAUAGCAUAUCAAUUCCAUUCCCACUGCCGACUGCUUGAUAAUCA